AUGCCACCGCUAUCUUCCACGAACUUGGGCACCAAAAAUGAGUCCGCCUCACAGGGCCCAAGCAAUCCGCCUAUCCCACGACAGCGUACCCUAGAUAAGAUUUUCAGCCGACCGGGUAGCAGCAUAACACCGACUUCUUCUGCUUCAGUCGCUCAGUCAAAGCCGAGGACAUCAACAGCUCAGCCAGCGCCGCGGUCCUCGUUUGCCGUAGUUCUUCCAUCGAGUCCUAGCAAGCGUACAGGAACGACGCCGAUGAGGACAGUCGAGGACGAUGCGGACGACCUGGUGAUAUCGGAUCUAUCACCCCAAUUCAGAAGACUAGCAGCUCAGGCAAAAGUAGGCGUGAGCCUCGCCAAGCCAGUCUUACCGAGAGCCGUCACAGAUGAGCCAGAAGAGCCAGAGGUGACUUCACUAGGGGCAGCGACUCCUCCACCGCAGCGUCGCAAGCGCGGCCGACCAAAGGGCUUUCGACCAAAUCUGAUGGGCAAGAAAGCAUCACAGGAGGCCGGCGAGGCAGGGCCUAGAAAGCUGCGGUCGGAUAGGCCCAAGACAGGCGCCCUGUACGCGGGAAAGCGGCGAGGUCGACCGCCAAAGGCAGCUUCACCCAAGCCGCGAGACAUCUAUAAGAGUCUUAACCCGCAUUUCAACACGUACAUCUGUGAGUGGGAGGGUUGUCGGGCCGAGCUUCACAAUUUUGCGACUCUGCAAAAGCAUGUGUCGAUUGUUCAUACCAAAACGGUAGCAGCUGGAUGUCGAUGGGCCAAGUGUGCCCAACAGCAGCCGCCUCGCGAAUUCUCCACACUGGCGGACCUCAAAUAUCACGUGGAGGAUCUACACAUGCUUCCAGUCGCCUGGCAGGUAGGGGACGGGCCGCAAGUGUCGUUCAAGCGAUACGACCCCGAUGAUGGGACCAAGCUCCCUGACUACCUUUUUGACAAGGCCGGCAACCAAGUCACACCGUCAAUCAAGGAUCAGAAGGAGGAAGACUUGUACACGUGGCGCAACAACAGGCGGAAACUCAAGGAUCUUCUGCUUCUUAGGGAUCAGAACAUGCCGAGCGAGGAGGACGACGCAAUGGAGGAUGUGGCCGAAGGAGUAUGA
Messenger RNA from Colletotrichum phormii, 1101 nucleotides. RefSeq lists its product as uncharacterized. The record is from RefSeq and is a predicted model, not a curated record. The coding region runs from base 1 to 1101 and encodes 366 amino acids. The transcript has a single exon. NCBI's taxonomy places the organism in Eukaryota, Fungi, Ascomycota, Sordariomycetes, Glomerellales, Glomerellaceae.